UGCACUACAGAUUUUUUGCAUAACAUUAUGCAGGAAGGAUUUGGUCUUCAAAAGAUGAUGAAGGUCAUUCCUUCAAAGGCUUUGGUGAUCAAAAUCAACUUGAUCUUCCUUGCUUUCUUCCUUGUAGUUUAUGCAUCUCUUCUUCUCCGGCCAUCUACUUCAGUUUACUUUGAGAAUGCUGCGUCGAUUGUUAGGUGUUCAUUGCGUGAGUGCCAUCACAAGGCGGGCACAGGUCUUAAGAUGAAGGCGGUUUUGGAGGAGACAGAAGCUGCAAAUUCACAAAAGGUUAAAGGAAACCUGACCAAGAUAAUAGAAAUGCCAAGCUUCAUGAUUGAAAUGGGGGGAGGAAUGAAGAUUGGGAUGGUGAAUAUGGAAGACCUGGAUGUGAGCGAAUGGAGCGCACGCAGCUUGGAAACAAUACCAGUCACAUUCGAACGGGUCUCCGAGUAUUUUGAAUGGAAAGAUUUGUUUCCUGAAUGGAUAGACGAGGAGGAAGAGAUUGAUGUUGCAACCUGCCCCGAGGUGCCAAUGCCGGAUUACAGAAGGUACGAAAACAUGGACAUGAUUGUGGCGCAAUUGCCAUGCAAGUUUCCGGAGAAGGGUUGGGCAAGAGACGUGUUGAGGCUCCAAGUUCAUCUUGUGGCAGCAAAUUUAGCAGUGAAGAAAGGGAAGAGAGACUGGUACAGCAAGACCAAGGUGGUGUUUUUGAGCAAGUGCAGGCCGAUGAUGGAGCUGUUUAGAUGCGAUGAUUUGGUGAAACAAGAAGGAGAUUGGUGGUUUUUUGAGUCGGACAUGGGGAGGUUGGAGCAGAAGGUUUCAUUGCCAGUUGGGUCUUGCAAAUUGUCUUUACCACUUUGGGGACAAGGGAUACGUGAAGUCUUCGACAUCUCCAACAUUCAAAGCUCGACAAAGACACCAAAACGAGAAGCCUACGUUACAGUUCUUCAUUCCUCUGAAUCCUAUGUUUGCGGUGCCAUAACCCUCGCCAAAAGCCUCAUCCGAACCGGCACAAAGCGCGACCUCAUACUGCUCAUAGAUAGCUCCAUCUCCACCCCCAAACGCGACGCCCUCGCCGCCGCAGGCUGGAAGAUACGCAUCAUCGAGCGGAUACGCAACCCUAGAGCCGAGAAGGACACGUACAACGAGUACAACUACAGCAAGUUCCGACUUUGGCAACUCACUGACUACGACAAACUCAUAUUCAUUGAUUCCGACGUCCUUGUUUUACGUAACCUCGACAUCCUCUUCUACUUCCCUCAGUUGUCAGCCACCGGCAACGACGUUUCCAUCUUCAACUCCGGCAUAAUGGUUAUCGAGCCCUCCAACUGCACGUUUCGAGUGCUCAUGGAUCAUCGAGAAGACAUAAUUUCGUACAACGGCGGUGACCAAGGUUUCCUCAACGAAAUCUUUGUGUGGUGGCACCGGUUCCCGAGGAGGGUGAAUUUCUUGAAGAAUUUUUGGGCGAACACGACGGUGGAGACAGGGUUUAAGAACCAGCUGUUCGGGGCGGACCCGCCUAAGGUUUAUUCUAUACACUAUUUAGGGUUGAAGCCAUGGCAAUGCUAUAGGGACUAUGACUGUAACUGGAACAUUCCGGACCAACGUGUUUAUGCGACCGAUGUGGCGCACCGGAGGUGGUGGAAGUUUCACGACACCAUGGAUGAAGGGUUGCAGCGUUUUUGUGGGUUGACGGAGAGGAGGAGGAUUGAGUUGGAUUGGGACACAAAGAAGGCUAGGGAGAUGGGGUUGCCUGAUGAGCAUUGGCGGAUUAAUAUUACAGAUCCUAGACGGUCUCAUUUGAUGGAUUAGAACUAAUUUGAACUAUUUUUCUCUUUUCGUUUUUUUUGUUUUUUGGCUUUCUUUUUACCCCUUUUCUCUCUACGCGUAGAAGGAUAUUUGAGAUUUCUACAUUACACCACAUAAUUUAUAUGUGUGAAUAGAUGGUUAGAAAAACACUGCCUAAGAUCUUGGUCUCAGCCAUAUAUAAUAUGGAUAUCUAUGCUGAUCUUGAUCA
Juglans regia (Persian walnut) is the source of this 2014-nucleotide messenger RNA. RefSeq names its product UDP-glucuronate:xylan alpha-glucuronosyltransferase 2. Gene Ontology annotation, molecular function: glycosyltransferase activity. Gene Ontology annotation, biological process: xylan biosynthetic process. Lineage: Eukaryota; Viridiplantae; Streptophyta; Magnoliopsida; Fagales; Juglandaceae. Bases 28 to 1809 code for a protein of 593 amino acids. The transcript has 3 exons. The record is from RefSeq and is a predicted model, not a curated record.